CAUUUGUACGUUUGAUGGCCAGCCGAAGAAGUGGUUUGUUUGGUCAGGUUUUUCAGGUGUUGGUUUUUUCGACUUCCAGUGGACACGUGCGGGAUUUUGAAGUUAGUGACUAGAAGAGAAUCCAAGUGUACUUCUUCAGGGAGAUAGAAAAGGAUGAGUUCGAGAUUUUAGUGUGAACUGAGUGAUUCGCUAUGGAAAUGUACAUAAAGAUAUGUACAGUUCUUCUUCUCUGUACAUCCCUAACGGAAGAAAAAUCAACUAGAGUAAAAAGGGAUCGACACGCUCCCCCUUUGAACGUACCAACGUUUAGAAGAGACUCCGUGGAACACGUGCCCGAAGCAGACAGGGACAGAAGUUCCCCUUAUCUCAAAUAUGAAGAAUUUGGAACCAAAAGCCUACCGUUGAGAACAGCCGUUGAGAGUGUUCCAGAUUUGUCCAUGAACUCCAGAAGACUGCCUCUUCGAGACGCUGUGGAGAAGAGGCCUCCUCCAGAUGAACCUUUGGACCCAGAAGAAGUUUUCUCCCCAACUCAACAGCAAACUAUCAUCCCCUCUGGACAGCUAGAUUUCUCUUCCCAGAAUGACUUUCAUUCUCAGCCAUCCGUUCCACAAUUCCCUUACAAUCAGUACUUUCCCAAUCAAGUUGCCUUCACCCCUUUCCAGACGUUUCCACAAACCUAUUUCCAGAAGCAACAGUCUUUGUAUUCGCCGUUUCGACAUUUUCAGAACGUCAUAACAGAUUAUAGAAGUUCCCGUCCCUACAGGGUGGAUGACAGUUAUCAACAGCUAUUGCCGCGACCUUAUGGAGCUUUGGCGGGUAGGAAUCUGCGACUUGACGAUUCUUUUUUUGGAGGAGGUCAAAAGAGGAGAAAGAAGAGCGCUGAAGAAGACGCUAAGAAGGUAGUAUGCUACGUGCAAGGUAUGGCAGCUUACAGAAAGGACCCUUUGACUUUCAAUGCAGACGAUAUAGAUCCCUUUAUCUGCACUCACGUUAUUUAUUCCUACGCCACCAUUGAUCCCAUCACUUUCGAAAUGGUUUCCAACGAUGAAGCUUACGAUAUUGUGCAAGGAGGAUAUCGAGCACUAACAACCCUGAAGCAGAAGAACGCCGACCUCAAGGUUCUCAUUUCCCUCGGAGGUAGCAGAGGAGGCGGCUCCCACCGCUUCAGCACCAUGGUGUCAAAUGCCCGAAAGAGGAGAAACUUCAUCCAGUCAGCCAUCAUCUUCUUGGAGCAGUAUGGCUUUGACGGUAUGGAGCUCAACUGGCAAUACCCUGGAGCGGAAGAAUUGGGUGGCCAAGUGAGCGAUAAAGAGUUCUUCACAGCGUUCAUAGAAGAGGUUUCCGAGGUGUUCAAGCAGAAAGGGUGGUUGCUGGCUCUUUCCGCGCCCGCUUCGAGGUUCAGAAUCGAAGACGGUUUCGAACCGUCCAAGGUGGGGGAAUUUGUUGACUUCGUAAGUGUGCAAGCCUACGAUUUUCAUACAGAUAGAGAACCCGUCGCAGACCACCAUACCAAUCUGUAUGCCAGACCGGAAGACACUGGACUCAAUAUAUUUUUGAGCGUGGACUAUUCCGUACAAUACUGGCUGAGGAAGGGACUACCAAGGACGAAACUGGUGCUGGGCAUCCCCUUCUUCGGAAGAUCUUUCACCCUCCAGUAUUCCAAUGAAACGGACAUCGGCGCCGGUAUCAAAGGCCCUGGUCGCGAAGGUUUUUACACCCAAUCACCAGGACUGUUGGCCUAUUUCGAAAUCUGCGACAUGAUCCUGAACGAAGGAUGGUUCAGAAGCCAGGAUUCUUCAGGAUCCCCCAUCAUCAUCAACGGGGAUCAGUGGGUGGGAUACGAUGAUGCUGAGAGUAUCAAAAGAAAGGUUGACUACGCCAAAGUAAACGGACUUGGUGGUAUAUCUGUCGCAGCCGCUGAUAUGGAUGACUUUAGAGGCCUUUGUGGGGAAAAAUGGCCAUUGCUGACAGUGGUUAACAGAGAACUCAAAGGUGUCAAUCCAAUCAAUGAGGAACAGACACAUCCAACCAAACCCAUCGGAGUUUGCGACUCUACAGGCUACUACAGCGACUCAAAAAACUGCGCAGCUUACUACAUUUGUAAAAACGGUCUGACUUACCAUCUCUCCUGCGGGAACAGUCUCAUGUUCAACCCGUUGAAUGGGAAAUGCGAUCAAGUUAAUCCGCAAAACUGCCGACCUGGAGAAACAGUCCACAUCCCCAGCACAUUGAAGGAUGUGAAUUUCCUGAUGAAGAAGGAGGCCAUCAAAGACAACAAGCCCAAAGUUGUUUGUUACGUCACCAACUGGGCUUUCUAUAGAAAAGGAGAAGGAAAAUUCGUACCGGAGCGUAUAGAUCAGCGCCUUUGCACUCACGUGGUUUAUGCUUUUGCUAGUUUAGAUCCAGAGAAACUGCUGAUAAAAGAAUUUGAUCCCUGGGCAGACCUAGACAACAAUCUAUACGAUAGGAUUACGUCUCUGAAAGAUACGACUGUGCUUCUUUCUCUGGGCGGUUGGACCGACUCAUCUGGCAACAAGUAUUCCAGACUCGUUAGCGACGGAACUGCCAGACGACGUUUCGUCGUUGGAGCAGUCAGUUUCCUACGCAAACAUGGCUUCAGAGGUCUUCACUUCGAUUGGAACUACCCCACCUGCUGGCAGAGUGACUGUAAAAGAGGACCUUCCUCGGAUAAACCUAAUUUUUCGAAACUCUUGCAGGAACUGAAAAAAGAAUUCGACAAGGAAAAUCCCCCGCUAGUCUUAGCAGCUGCUAUCUCAGGCUACAAAGAAGUUAUCGACGUAGCCUAUGACCUUCCCGCUCUUGGCCAGAGUCUGGACUUUAUGUCUGUUAUGACCUACGACUACCAUGGAGCCUGGGAACGCCAAACGGGACAUGUCAGUCCUCUGUAUAGUAGCCCCGAAGAUAAGUACCCCCAGUACAAUGCGAACUUCACCAUGGAGUACUUGGUCUCUUCAGGAGCCCCACGCGAAAAACUUCUACUGGGUAUUCCCUUCUACGGACAAAGCUUCUCGCUGUCGAAAAAGAGCACUUUCAGUGUUGGAACUUCUGCUACAGGACCUGGAGAGGCAGGGGAGUACACCAAACAGCCAGGAAUGUUGGCUUAUUUCGAAAUCUGCAACAGAGUGAAGAAUCAGAAAUGGAUCGUCAACAAGAACAGUCCAGCGGCUGGUCCUUUUGCCUAUGGAAGCGACCAAUGGGUUGGAUACGAGGAUGUGGACUCUGUUAAAAAGAAGGCUUCGUACAUCAAAUCCAAAGGCUUCGGAGGUGCUGUGGCGUGGACCAUCGACUUGGACGACUUCACCAACCGCUGUUGCGGUGGAGUUUUCCCCCUCCUCAGUACUAUUGCACGUGAAUUCGGUCUCAUCUCCGAUAAACAAGUUCAAGGAGACUGCACGAAGCCGGAACAACCUGUUACUCCUCCUCCACUUCAGGCUACCACAGGCUCCGACUCAGGCGCAGCAGUGACCUGGUGGACGAAUCCAACGACAACCAGCACCAAGGCUCCUACCUCUACUGUUUGGUGGGUACCGGAGAGCACGACUACCAAGCCAACGAAGAAGCCUACCACUACCAAUUGGUGGACUGAGACUUCUUCUGUGAAACCUCCGACGAAACCUUCUACUCCUUCGACAACCAAUUGGUGGACGGAUACCUCUUCUUCCAAGCCUUCUACGAAACCUCCUACAAAGCCCAGUUCCAGCACAGUUAACUGGUGGACGUCUACUGUGAAGUCCACGACUAAGCCUAGUCCUACCACCAUCAGUUGGUGGACAGAAACGUCUUCUUCAAAGCCAUCUACGACACCGUCUAAGAAGCCUAUCACCACCACUCCUUGGUGGGCUACUACCAAAUCAACAACAAGAAAGCCAACUUCUACACCUUCCUCAGUAACAGAGAAGCCAACUACCAUUCCCACUCCAGCAGUUAUAAUGCCAGAAGUCGACGUCCCCACGAAAAAGUGCACUCCAGGGGAGUAUUUACCAGACCCAGCGAACUGUAACGCUUUCUAUCGAUGCGUUUCAGGCGAGCUGCAAAAGCAGUACUGCGCAGGUGGAUUACAUUGGAACAAGAACAGAAGGGUUUGCGAUUGGCCGACAGAAGCAAAGUGCAAACCUGUGAAACCUGCCCAACAGAUGCGUCCCAUGAAAAUGCCUCUUCCCCAACCAUCUACAUGGCAAACCACCACGAUGAGGUACACCAACACCUGGCCAACUCGUCCGACCAGGACAACGACAAGAAGAACCACCACUGUAACGACACGCACAACCACUGUCUCUAGCUCCGGGUACGUUUCUCAACCUUUGGAGCAGGAAUGUACUACGGGAGCGUAUUACCCACAUGGUGAAUGCAGCUCUUUCUACGUAUGCUUUGACGGUCAACUGAUAGUUCAGAAAUGCGCACCUGGGCUCAGUUUCAAUGCGCAGACAAGAAUAUGCGAUUGGAGCUUCAAAGUGAUGUGCACCGGAAGAAGGAAGAUGGCUGAGAGGUUUACUGCUAUCCACAAUAGAUAUAUUGGAGACCGUCCACAGCCCUACUCAUCGUGCGAAGGAAACACGUUUGCACCAUUGCCAGGAGAUUGUGGACAGUAUAUGCACUGCCAAUGGGGCAAAUACGAGAUAAGGCAAUGUGCGCCUGGGUUACACUGGAACAAUGAGAAGAAAAUCUGCGACUGGCCCAAAGCAGCUAGAUGUUCUGAAGAAACAGAGACGGACAACAGCAUAGUUGAGAUCGAAGUCAAGCCAGAGCCUCCCAGCGGGCCGGUGUCCGCUCCCUGGGAACCCCCUACUACGUCGUACCCUGAAUGGAAACCCCCGAGCACCACCGAAUCUUCGGGAAAUAACUGGGAAUGGCACCCGCCAAUUCCGCCUACGUCUGAGAAGCCACCGCUCUCAGAACCUCUGAAGCCCUUCUCGGGAUACUUCAAGGUUGUCUGCUACUUCACCAACUGGGCUUGGUAUAGAAAAGGUGCUGGAAAGUAUUUACCAGAGGAUAUUGAUGAGAACUUGUGUACUCACGUCGUUUAUGGGUUCGCCGUUUUGGACUACUCGAACUACAUCAUCAAGGCGCAUGACUCUUGGGCGGAUUUUGAUAACCAAUUCUACAAACGAGUCACCGACUUCAAGUCCAAAGGAAUCAAAGUAUCGAUAGCUAUAGGCGGUUGGAACGACUCCCUCGGAGAUAAAUACUCCAAGCUUGUCAACAACCCUGCUGCACGGCGAAGAUUCAUCGAACACGUCCUCAAAUUCUUGGAUAAAUACAACUUUGACGGGCUGGACUUGGACUGGGAAUACCCCAAGUGUUGGCAGGUUGACUGCAACAAAGGGCCCGAUUCCGAUAAGCAAGCUUUCUCAGAUUUCGUCACUGAACUCAAAGAAGCGUUCAGACCAAGGGGAUAUCUGUUGUCUUCCGCGGUUUCUCCAAGCAAGACGGUUAUUGAUGCUGGAUAUGACGUUCCGGUUCUCGCCAAGAAUCUCGACUGGAUUGCUGUCAUGACGUACGACUUCCACGGUCAGUGGGAUAAGAAAACUGGCCAUGUUGCUCCUCUAUACUACCAUCCUCAGGAUGAAGUGACGUUUUUCAAUGCGAACUUUUCCAUCAACUACUGGAUAUCGCAAGGCACCCCUAGACGCAAAAUCGUAAUGGGCAUGCCCCUCUACGGUCAGUCCUUCCGGCUGGAAAAGGAAUCGGAGAACGGCCUCUACGCCAAUGCUCCAGGUCCUGGUGAAGCUGGUGAAUACACCCGAGCAGCGGGUUUCCUCUCCUACUACGAAAUCUGCGACAACAUCAAAAACAAAGGGUGGACGGUCGUACAAGAUCCGCUGGGAGCUAUAGGUCCUUACGCGUACAAAGGAAACCAAUGGGUGUCUUUCGACGACAAGGAGAUGAUCCGGAAGAAGUCAGAGUACAUCAGGAAGAUGGACAUCGGUGGUGGAAUGAUCUGGGCGUUGGAUUUGGACGAUUUCAAAAACAGAUGCGGGGAAGGUAGACACCCCUUGCUUACGAUCAUCAGGAACGUCCUUGCGGACCCGGGAAGCGGUCAACAGGAGCCCAUAGAAGAGCCCACCAAGCCUGUGGAACCGGCUGAGCCUUUGCGUCCCGAAAUUGAAGAACCUGAGCCGGUACUAGAAGGAGAACCAACCGGUAUGGUGGACCGCAGCUCAGAGUUCAAGGUUGUUUGCUACUUCACCAACUGGGCUUGGUAUAGACAAGGCGUCGGGAAGUAUGUGCCAUCGGAUAUUGACCCUGAUCUGUGCACGCAUAUUGUAUACGGCUUCGCUGUUCUGAAUGGGGAUCAACUCGUCAUCAAGCCACAUGACACCUGGGCUGAUUUUGAUAACAAGUUUUACGAGAAGGUAACAGCGCUCAGAGCUAAAGGAAUCAAAGUGUUAAUCGCAAUUGGUGGUUGGAACGACUCCGCUGGAGAUAAAUAUUCGAAACUGGUCAACAGUCCUUCUGCUAGAAGGAGGUUCAUAGCCCACGUUGUCGAUUUCAUAACAGAACACAAUUUCGAUGGUUUGGAUUUGGAUUGGGAGUAUCCCAAGUGUUGGCAGGUCGACUGCGGCAGGGGUCCCGCCUCAGACAAACCAGCCUUCGCAGAGUUUGUGAAGGAACUACAUGCAGCAUUCCAACCUAAAGGCUGGCUACUCUCGUCGGCGGUUUCUCCAAGCAGGCGAGUCAUAGACGCUGGCUACGACGUUCCAGUUCUAUCCAAAUACCUGGACUGGAUAGCUGUGAUGUGUUACGACUACCAUGGACAAUGGGACAAAAUUACGGGACACGUAGCGCCCAUGUACGAACACCCAGAGGAUAUUGACGAUACCUUCAACACGAACUUCACGAUUCAUUACUGGAUAGAAAAAGGCGCUGAUAGACGAAAGCUUGUCAUGGGUAUGCCGAUGUACGGACAGUCUUUCUCAUUGGCUGACAACGACAAGAACGGUUUGAAUGUUGCCACAUAUGGAGGAGGUGAAGCUGGGGAAGAAACAAGAGCUAGAGGAUUCUUGGCCUACUACGAGAUUUGUAGAAACGUCAUCGAGAAAGGGUGGAAACUGGUAAGAGACCGUAAGGGCCGGAUAGGGCCCUACGCCUACUUGAGAGACCAGUGGGUGUCCUUCGAUGAUAUAGGCAUGAUCAGGCACAAAUCCGAGUAUAUCAAAGCCAUGGGUCUUGGAGGAGGGAUGAUUUGGGCUCUCGAUCUGGAUGAUUUCAAAAAUAUCUGCGGUUGCGAAGAAUACCCGCUGCUCAGAACUAUAAACAGGGUGCUCAGGGGGUAUGCUGUACCAGAACCAAAGUGCAUUUUAGGUAAACCCCAAAGCGCGAAACCACCAACAAAACCAGUCCUAGAGUCAUCCCCAUCAACCCUUUCCCCCAUCCCACCCACUCAUCCUCCAACCGUAACUGAACCGUCACACAACCCCCCCGAGAAGAAACCUUGUGAAGGUCGCCUCUUCGUGCCGCACGAAACCGACUGCAACCAGUACUACCUCUGCAACCAAGGCGAGCUCCAGGUGCAAUCUUGCGGCAGCGGACUCUUCUGGAACGUGGACCACUGCGAUUGGCCAGAAAAUGCCCAAUGCCAUCCGGACGGUAGUACUCUUGCUCCUGUGGAUGUCGCCGCAGAAAGUACCGAGGCACAAGAACGACCUGAGACUGCCACUGAGAGUGGGUACCUUCCUCCAGUGGAGACGGGGGUCACGCCUUCGUAUCCUGGGACUGCCAGCCAAGAAGAGGACGAGUACAAGGUGGUUUGUUACUUCACCAACUGGGCUUGGUACAGGCAAGGCGAUGGAAAAUACCUUCCCUCAGAUAUUGAUCCAGAACUCUGCACGCAUAUCAACUACGGAUUUGCAGUUUUGGAUGGUACAACAUUAACAAUAAAACCGCAUGAUUCUUGGGCAGAUAUUGAUAAUGAGUUCUACAGAAAGGUUGUUGAGUUGAAAUCCAAAGGAAUCAAAGUACUGAUCGCUAUAGGCGGAUGGAACGACUCACUGGGAGACAAAUAUUCCAGACUCGUCAAUGAUCCUCAAGCUAGAGCCAGGUUUGUGAAACACGUCGUGGAAUUCAUAGAAAAAUGGGGAUUUGAUGGUCUAGACUUGGAUUGGGAAUAUCCAAAAUGUUGGCAAGUCGACUGCAACAGAGGUCCCGAUUCGGACAAGCAAGGUUUUGCAGAUCUAGUACGGGAACUAAGCGAAGCAUUCCGGCCUAGACGUCUAUUGUUAUCUUCAGCUGUUUCUCCGAGCAAAGCCGUCAUUGAUGCUGGAUACGACGUUCCGGUGCUCAGUGGCUACUUUGAUUGGAUAGCAAUCAUGACGUACGACUUCCACGGCCACUGGGACAAGCAGACUGGCCACGUAGCACCUUUGUACUACUACCCGGAGGACACUUAUGAUUACUUCAACGCUAAUUUCUCUAUACACUAUUGGAUAGAGAAAGGGGCUCCCCCUUCGAAACUGGUGAUGGGCAUGCCACUGUAUGGUCAGUCGUUCAGCCUAGCGGAUGGAGGCAAAAGAGGGCUCAACGAAAAGUCUUAUGGUCCCGGAGAAGCAGGAGAGUUUACAAGGGCUGGAGGAUUCCUAGCUUUCUAUGAAAUUUGCGAAAGAGUGAGACGUAGAGGAUGGACAGUUACUAGAGAUCCAGAAGGUAGAAUUGGACCUUACGCCGUUCAUGGAAAUCAGUGGGUUUCUUAUGAUGACAUUUCAGAAAUCAGGAGAAAGUCGAAACUCGUGAAAGAUUGGGGCCUAGGCGGGGGUAUGGUAUGGGCCCUGGACUUGGAUGAUUUCAGAAACCGCUGCGGCUGUGGUCGUCAUCCCUUACUGAAAACUAUGAACGCGGAACUUCGGGGUGUUCAAUCUGAUAUAUCACUGCAGAAUUGUACUUAAAAAAUAAGGAUACUGAGAGUUGUGAUUAUUUCAUGUAGAAGACGCGCAUAUUGUGAUGUCAUACUGAUAUUAUUUCAUAAGUGUAUAUUUUUUCUUCUUUGGGGCGUUCAUGGUACGUUCCAAAGGAUACAAAAAUAUUGUGAAACCUAUCUGGUUGCUGAAUAAAGUUAGGAAAAUGUGA
Molecule: messenger RNA, 9081 nt
Organism: Leptinotarsa decemlineata (Colorado potato beetle)
Lineage: Eukaryota; Metazoa; Arthropoda; Insecta; Coleoptera; Chrysomelidae
Gene: Cht10
Product: Chitinase 10
Biological process (GO): chitin catabolic process; carbohydrate metabolic process
Cellular component (GO): extracellular region
Molecular function (GO): chitin binding; chitinase activity
Source: RefSeq, a predicted model, not a curated record